AAGCGGUUCCGCGCCAAGGUCAGAGUCAUGCAGAAUCAUAAACUGUCAAGCGAAUCAUGAUCUGUUCUCGCCGAGUCAGUGCUGCCGGAGCGAGGUCUAUUCGAUCGCGUUCAGCCGGCGCCUGAAUCUGUGCGGAAAAGGGAGCUGCAUAGUCAAUGAAUCAACAACCCCUGUCUCCAUUGAAACCACGCUCCUCGGCUCCGGGAUGCCAACUCAAGCUCCUAUUCAUAAGCGGCUUGUAUGCCCCUCUUGAAUCCCCGCUACAACAAGCUCAGACCUCUCCAGAAACAACCGAUAUUCUCUAAUUUUCGACAAUCAGCAUGGUAAAAUUCACGGUCGACGAGAUCCGGGCGCUCAUGGACAAGCCGCACAACAUCCGCAACAUGAGCGUCAUCGCGCAUGUCGACCAUGGCAAAUCGACGCUUACCGACUCGCUCGUCUCGAAAGCAGGCAUCAUCGCCAAGACAGGAGGGCGGUACAUGGACACAAGGCCUGAUGAAAAGGACCGGGGGAUUACGAUCAAAUCGACUGCUAUAUCUAUGUACUUCCAGCUCCCGGAGGAAGACCUGGCCGGCAUUGCAGCAACGAGCCAGGGGAACGGCUUCCUGAUCAACCUCAUCGAUAGCCCCGGCCACGUGGACUUUUCCUCGGAAGUAACCGCCGCGCUGCGCGUGACCGACGGCGCGCUGGUCGUGGUCGAUACGAUCGACGGCGUGUGCGUGCAGACGGAGACGGUGCUGCGGCAGGCGCUGGGCGAGCGCAUCAAGCCCGUCGUCGUCAUCAAUAAGGUCGACCGCGCGCUGCUCGAGCUGCAGGUCUCGAAGGAGGCCCUCUACCAGUCCUUCGCGCGCACGAUCGAGAGCGUCAACGUCGUCAUCGCGACGUACCACGACGCGGCGCUCGGCGACGCGCAGGUGGCCCCCGACCGCGGCACCGUGGCGUUUGGCGCGGGGCUGCAGGGCUGGUGCUUCACGCUGCGGCAGUUCGCGGCGCGGUAUGCGCGCCGGUUCGGUGUCGACCGCGGGAAGAUGAUGGCGCGGCUGUGGGGCGACCACUUCUUCAACCCGGCGACGAGGAAGUGGUCCACGACGGGGACGGACGCGGAGGGCAGGCCGCUCGAGCGCAGCUUCAACAUGUUCGUGCUCGACCCGAUCUACAAGAUCUUCGACGUCGUGCUCCACAGCAAGACCGCCGAGCUGCACGCUAUCCUCGACAAGCUCGAGAUCAGCCUCCCGCGCGAAUACUUUGAGCGGGAGCCGAAGAAGCUGCUCAAGGCGGUCAUGGAGGCGUUCCUCCCCGCGGGAGACUCGCUGCUCGACAUGAUCGUGCUGCACCUCCCCUCGGCCGCGGCCGCCCAGCGCUACCGCGUCGAGUCGCUGUACGAGGGCCCCAUGGACGAUGAGUCGGCUAUCGGGAUCCGCGACUGUGACCCGCGCGGGCCGCUGGUGCUGUACGUGUCGAAGAUGGUCCCGAGCUCGGACAAGGGCCGGUUCUACGCGUUCGGGCGUGUGUUCUCCGGCACCGUGCGCACGGGGCGCAAGGUACGCGUCCAAGGUCCGAACUACGUCCCGGGCGGCAAGGACGAUCUGUUCGCCGCGUCGGUGCAGCGCACGGUGCUCAUGAUGGGCCGCGUCGUCGAGCCGCUGGACGACUGCCCCGCGGGCAACAUCGUCGGCCUCGUCGGCAUCGACCAGUUCCUGCUCAAGAGUGGGACACUCACGACGUCCGAGACCGCACACAAUAUGCGUGUGAUGCGCUUCUCUGUGUCGCCGGUGGUGCAGGUCGCCGUCGAGGUGAAGAACGCCGCGGAUCUGCCGAAGCUCGUCGAGGGCCUCAAGCGCUUGUCCAAGUCCGAUCCGUGUGUGCAGACGUGGAUCGCACCGGAGACGGGCCAGCACAUCGUCGCAGCCGCCGGCGAGCUGCAUCUCGAGAUCUGCCUCAAGGACCUGGAAGACGACCACGCCGGCGUCCCACUCAAGAAAUCAGAUCCAAUCGUCCCGUAUCGUGAGACCGUCACCACGGAAUCCUCAAUCGUCGCGCUCGCCAAGUCGCCGAACAAACACAAUCGGCUCUACAUGAAGGCCGCGCCGCUCGGCGAGGACCUGGCGCUCGCCAUCGACUCCGGCCAGAUCGGCCCGCGGGACGACCCCAAAGCCCGGGCGCGCGUGAUGGCGGACCUGUUCGGCUGGGACGCCGCCGACGCGCGCCGGAUCUGGGCCUUCGCGCCGGAGGGCACCGGGCCGAAUGUGUUGGUCGAUACGACGAAAGGGGUGCAGUACCUCGCGGAGUCGCGCGACUCGUGUGUCGCGGGGCUGGAGUGGGCGGCGAAGGAGGGCGUCUGCGUCGAGGAGAGCAUGCGCGGGAUCCGCUUCAACCUGACCGAUGCCACGCUGCACACGGACGCGAUCCACCGCGGCUCCGGGCAGCUCCUGACGACGGCGCGGCGCGUCGUGCUCGCGGCCUGCCUCGCCGCGCAGCCGACGCUGAUGGAGCCGAUGUUCCUCGUCGAGGUGCAGUGCCCCGACCGCGCGCUCGGCGGCGUCUACGCGUGCCUCAGCCUGCGCCGCGCGCAGAUCGUCGCGGAGGAGCAGCGCCCGGGGACGCCCAUGUGCACGGUCAAGGCGUACCUCCCCGUCGCCGAGUCGUUCGGCUUCAAUGGCGCGUUGAGGCAGGCGACGGCCGGGCAGGCGUUCCCGCAGAGUGUGUUCGACCAUUGGGCGGUCAUAUCGGGCUCGCCGUUGGAGAAGGGGAGCAAAGCCGAGGCGCUGGCUCAGAGCAUUCGUGUGAGGAAAGGACUGAGCCCCUUGAUUCCGUCACUUGACACGUAUCUUGAUAAGCUGUAGGCGUAAGUAGAUGAUAGGCGGGGAUCGUCGUAGUAGCAGUAUGUAUUACUUUGUAUUCUCUCGCGACUGGAUCAAUGUGAUCGGGGGAUCCUGUUGCAAGACGCGGGGUGCUUACAGUUGCACUCAUACUUGAUCGGAGCAGUCAUUACCCGAGUCUUCAGAAGUCCCGAGCCG
Molecule: messenger RNA, 3017 nt
Organism: Mycena citricolor
Lineage: Eukaryota; Fungi; Basidiomycota; Agaricomycetes; Agaricales; Mycenaceae
Source: the annotation of a GenBank genome assembly